Molecule: messenger RNA, 2067 nt
Organism: Ricinus communis (castor bean)
Lineage: Eukaryota; Viridiplantae; Streptophyta; Magnoliopsida; Malpighiales; Euphorbiaceae
Product: bystin
Exons: 12
Coding region: 260-1606 (448 amino acids)
Biological process (GO): rRNA processing
Cellular component (GO): nucleolus; cytoplasm; preribosome, small subunit precursor
Molecular function (GO): snoRNA binding
Source: RefSeq, a predicted model, not a curated record
CGAGUUCAAGUUCGGAUAUUAUUAAAUGAAUAGGUACCCAGCUUGUUGCCAUCCCUAGGUUUCUCUACAGUCUACAUCAACUAAAACCCUAAUUUUAUUCUAUUAUUUCCCUGGUUGGUUUUCGUGUUAUACUGUGGAUAACUGGUUUCUGCACAAAUCGCCAUUGGCAAUUGAUAUAUUUCUUAAUUGUCUAAGUAGAGUGUAUUUGUGUUCCUCGUAAUCAAUUGAGUGGGCAUAAAGUAUUUUAGGCCUGCGAAAAAUGGAAAAGAAGAAGAGAAGUAGGCACCAAAAUCCCCAGCCUUUCAUGCGAGAGGUCGAUGAUUCCUCUGGCUCCAACUCAAAGAAACGAUCCAAAGCACCCAAACAGCACCAGAAGCAAGAAAAGAUGAUAUCUUCUGGAAUGAGCUCCAAAAUCCUGAAAGAGGCUAUGAUUCAGCAAAAGGAGAUUCAAGAGGAGGAGGAGACAAAUCCUAUUAAUGAUGCUUUUGUUGCAGCUGAGGAAGAAGCUGCUAGGCAUCAACGAGAAGAGGUGGAGGAGGAGGACGUUGAUGAUUUUGGUGGAUUCGAUGAGACUCAAACCCAAUUUGGUGAUUAUGAUGAGGAGAUUAACGAGGAUGAAGAGAAAUUACUAGAGGCCUUCUUAUCAAAGGAUGCUGGUCAACAACAAACACUUGCAGACCUCAUCAUUGAAAAAAUAAAAAAGCAGGAUGCAAAUGUUUCUUCUGAAACACAUCCUUUGCCUAAGUUGGAUGAGUCUCUCAUAGAUUUAUAUAGAGGGCUUGGAGAGUUUCUGAGUAAGUACACAGCUGGAAAAAUGCCCAAGGCAUUUAAACAUAUUCCUGCCAUGCAACUUUGGGAGGAUGUCUUGUACUUGACCAAACCUGAGAAUUGGUCACCAAAUGCAAUGUAUCAAGCAACAAGAAUCUUUGCUUCUAAUUUUGGGGCAAAGAAGGCUGAGCGUUUCUAUAGGCUUGUUUUGCUUCCUCGAAUCAGAGAUGAUAUUAAGCAGCAUAAGAGGCUGCAUUUUGCUUUAUAUCAGGCUUUGAAAAAGUCUCUUUACAAACCAGCAGCCUUCAACAAGGGCAUAUUGUUUCCAUUGUGUAAGUCAGGAACAUGCAACCUUAGGGAGGCUGUUAUUGUUGGAAGUAUUGUUCAAAAGGUUUCUAUUCCCAUGCUUCAUUCAAGUGUUGCAUUAUUGAAGCUUGCAGAGAUGGAGUACUGUGGCACAACAAGUUAUUUUAUCAAGCUUCUUGUGGAAAAGAAAUAUGCCUUGCCAUAUCGUGUAGUUGAUGCAGUUGUUUCUCAUUAUAUGAAAUUUCUUGAUGAUACAAGAAUAAUGCCUGUAAUAUGGCACCAGUCGCUUCUUGCCUUUGUGCAAAGGUACAAGAAUGAGCUGCAGAAAGAAGAUAAAGAUAAUCUUAGAACACUAGUUGGAAAACAAAAGCAUAAAUUAGUAACGCCUGAAAUUGUACGAGAGCUAGAUAAUAGUCGCAAUCGUGGUGAGAAGGACGACCCUAUGUCAAUAACAUCUCCUGUGUCUGUGAUAAAUAAAGUAAUUGAGGAAGACAGGUUUGACAUUCCAGAUGUACCUAUGGAGGAGGAUUGAAUGCUUAUCCUUGUUUGCAUAGGAGCUUCGGACAUAUGCGGGUUUGCGUGAUUUUUUGGUGGCAAAAUUGUGAGAGCAAGCAAAUUUUAUUUCUGAAUAGGUUUUGGAGUCCGUAUAAUUCAAUUCCGGAUAUGCUAAUAGUAAAUGGGGGUUUUUUAAAGGAAAUUUCCCUGUUGUAUGUUUUUGGGUGGCAAAAUUGUGAGAGCAAGAGAAUGUAAUUUUAUGAAUAGGUUUUGAAGUCAGUAGGAUUCAAUUUUGGAUAUGCUAACAAUAGUUAAUUGGGCUUUCUUUUGAAGGAAUUGUUUCCUAAGUGUUCAUUUUCUCUACAAUCUUAUUAUCUAUUUUUCUUUUCUUUGGGGUCCAUCAAUGUGUAUAUUGACCCGGGUUUGGUGCUGCUAUGAUCAUGGAUUUAAUGCACAUUUUACUGGUUGCAAUAAUCUUAUCAAAUUCCUUUCCUGUUA